Molecule: messenger RNA, 4419 nt
Organism: Malania oleifera
Lineage: Eukaryota; Viridiplantae; Streptophyta; Magnoliopsida; Santalales; Ximeniaceae
Product: filament-like plant protein 4
Exons: 9
Coding region: 685-3837 (1050 amino acids)
Source: RefSeq, a predicted model, not a curated record
AGCUCCGCCUCAGUCCCCACGUUCUCUCUCUCUAUCUCUCUCAUCUCUCUCUCUCUCUCUCCCUCCUCUGCGUUCGUAUCUCCAUUUUUCAGUUUUUCACGCACAAACCACACACUCUGUCACGCACACACACACUCUCUCUCUCUCUCUCUCUCUCUAUCUCUCUCUCUAUCUCUGUCCUCUGUGUUCGUAUCUCCAUUUUUCGGUUUUUCACACACAAGCCACUCUGUCACGGACACACGCUCUCUUCCCACUCUCUCUCUCUCUCUCUCUCUCUCUCUCUCUCUCUCUCUCUCUCUCUCAGUGUGCGAACCCAUAUUCAGUUCACCCCGAGUCUCUGCAACUGGACGAAAGAAGCACACGGACUGAUAUAUUAAUCCCUGUAGUUGAUCUGAUUCGGGCGUUUGAUUUCACAGAAUCUGCAUUUCGCCUUUCUGGGGACCACUGUGAAUUGGCUGGCAGUGUGGUUUGAUGCUCAUGUUGAUACUAGAUGACACAGGAAAAAAAAUCAGAAUGCUUGGCAUUGGACUUUUGCCGAGACAGGUUCCUUAAAAAUUUUCAACCCAUCAAAGGGCCCAGCUAAAGACAGUAGCAGCAGAGCAGCAACAACAGACCUUUUAAGUCACGCCGAGCAUCCAGGCAAGAAAAAGAGAAAUUGUGCUAAGUGAGAGUAUAUAAUUUGACAUGGAUCGCCGUGGCUGGCCCUGGAAGAGAAAAUCUUCUGACAAAACCAUCACCAACAAAUCAGUGGCUACAUCAGAUUCAGCCGAUGUUUCUUUAGCUUCAGCAGGAUCUCUGGGAGAACAGGAAAAUUGCGAGAAAGUAAACUACAUUCAAAUAUCUGCGGAUUCAUAUGCGCACAUGAAUGGGUUGGAAGAUCAAGUUAAAAUGUUGGAUGAUCAAGUCAAGAUAUUGAAGGAUCAAGUAAAGGAAUUGAAUGAAAAACUUUCUGCAGCUCAGUCAGAGGUGAUUAAAAAGGACGAUUUAGUCAAACAGCAUGCAAAAGUUGCUGAAGAAGCUGUUUCAGGAUGGGAGAAGGCUGAUGAAGAAGCCCUUGCAUUGAAGCAUCAACUUGAAUCUGUCACACUCUUGAAGCUUACUGCUGAAGAUCGAGCAUCCCAUCUGGAUGAUGCUCUGAAAGAGUGCAUGAAGCAGAUUAGAAAUGUAAAGGAAGAAAAUGAAAAGAAACUUAACGAAAUUAUUCUGACUAAAACAAUGCAAUGGGACAAAAUCAAGUUUGAACUUGAGGCAAAAGUAGCUGAACUAGACAGAGGACUUCUUCAGUUGGCUGCUGAAAAUUCUGCACUUUCACGGUCAUUACAAGAGCGCUCUAAUAUGCUAAUGAAGAUCAGUGAAGAAAAAACUAAAGCUGAAGGGGAGAUUGAACUUCUGAAGGAAAUCAUUCAAUCAUAUGAAAAGGAAAUAAAUUCACUGAAGUAUGAGGUACAUAUAGUUUCUAAAGAGCUUGAUAUCCGAAAUGAAGAGAAGAAUAUGACCUUAAGAUCUGCAGAAGCUGCAAACAAGCAACAUUUGGAGGGAGUCAAGAAAAUUGCAAAGCUAGAAGCUGAGUGCCAAAGAUUACGUGGCCUUGUUCGGAAGAAAUUGCCUGGCCCUGCUGCAUUGGCCCAAAUGAAGCUUGAAGUUGAAAAUAUAAACCAGGAUUUCAGUGAACCUCACCUACGAAGGACUCCAGUUAAGAAUUCUCGACCAAAUUUGUUUCCCUUGCCAGAAUUUUCUACUGAAAACAUUCAGAAUUAUUGUAAGGAGAAUGAGUUGCUUGCUGCACAUUUAUCAGAAGCAGAAGGAGAAACAAGGAUGCUGAAAGAAGCUUUGACCAGUAGUAAAGAUGAGCUGCAGGCUUCAAGAAACAUGUGCUUGACGAUGGCUGGGAGAAUAAAGGGCUUAGAGGAACAAAUACUGGUUCUUGAUCAGCAGCGAAACUCAAAAUCAAAUCUUGGAAUUGCUAAAGGUGUGGUUGAUGAAGAAAGUACUGCUGACUCUUGGCCAGACACAUCAUUGAUAUCUGAACUCUCUCAUCAAAGAGAAAAGAACAUUGAGAAAUCUAACAAGACUGACAAAAGAAAUCACUUGGAAUUAAUGGAUGACUUUCUAGAAAUGGAAAGGUUAGCAUGUUUGUCAAGUGAGUCAAGUGGGUCUAUCUCUAUUUCUGGAAAAAACGAGACAACAGACCGUAUAAUAUCAAUGGAUUCAAUGAAUGCUGGCAUUUGCCAAUCUGAACAGCUGCCUGUUUCAAGUCUGUCACUGAAUCAGGUUUCUUCCUAUGGGAAAUUUGCAGCAGGAGAACUUCAGCUUGAUAUAGAUAAACGAGACUUUCCGAAACUCCAAUCAAGGAUUCUUAUGAUACUUGAAUCUCGAACUGACGUAGACAUGGAAAAAAUUCUGGAGGACAUAAAACGUGUGAUGGAAGACGUGGAAGGUUCAUUGUCUCAGCACUCGACGAGGUGUUCUUCUAAAGAAACUCAACUCGAUGAUGCUUGCAGUCGGCAGGCUUGUCCUCAAGAUAUUGGGCUAGUUACCGAAGGUGAGAACUCAAAGGUUUCGGAUGGUAAAUCUAUUACUCAUAGAGAGCAUCUUACAAACCAAGAUUUGUUGACUGCCAUUUCUCAAACUCAUGAAUUUGUGCUAUUGCUGGGAAGGGAAGCUAUUCGAAUUGAGGACAUUUAUUCUGUUGGACAUAGUUUGAGUGAAAAAUGUGAGGAUUUCUCAGCCUUUGUUGACAAAUUUUUAUUCAAUAAAAUAAGUAUGGUUGACUUUAUCCUCAAACUUUCUCAUGUUCUGGCUAAAGUUAGCAAACUGAGCUUUAGCAUCAGCUAUAAGGGUUAUAAAGGAGAAGUCACUAGUGGCGAUUGUGUAGACAAGGUUACAUUGCUAGAGAGUGAGACAGUUCAAUAUGACUCCUCAAAUCAGGGGUUUCCUAAUGGAAGCGAGCAAGUUACUGAUUCUGCCUUUAAUUCUGAUGUACUUCAAGAAGGAAACAAAAGCCCAUGCUUUGGAUCCAAUUUCUCAUCAUGUAAAUGCUCAUUACAGGAGUUGGAACAGCUGAAAUUAGAUAAAUAUAAUAUGGCAAUGGAUCUAGAUAGAUGCACACAAGAUCUUGAAAGUACAAAGUCGCAGUUACAAGAAACAGAACAGCUUCUGGCAGAACUGAAAUUACAAUUAGAUUCACGUCAAAAGUCAAACAGCCUCGCAGAGACUCAGCUAAAGUGUAUGACAGAGUCUUAUAAAUCACUUGAAAUGCAUGCACAGCAGUUGAAAGCUGAGGUGGACCUUUUACAGGCGAAAGCAGAAAAUUUAGAAAAUGAGCUUCUAAAACAGAAGUGCAGUCAUGAGGAUGCUUUGAACCAGUGCUUGAAUCUUCAAGAACAAAUUCGAAGGAACGGAAGCUGCUCAACCUGUUCAUCAUCAUCUGUGUCAAAUCUUGAUGAGAAGAGCAGACAGGAAAAAGAGAUAGCAGCUGCAGCGGAGAAGCUUGCACAAUGUCAAGAGACUAUUUAUCUUCUUGGUAGGCAAUUGAAAGCUUUGCAUCCUCAGACACCAGUUUCUGCAUCUAGCCACAGUGAGAAGCUUCAAAUAGGUGAGACCAUUGUAAAUGAUCAAUCAAUUCUUGGUCUCUCAAAUUAUUGGGGGAAUGUGGACAAUGCUGCUUGUGCUGAUGUGAAAGCCACAGGCAAGAAAUCCUUGGGCAGAAAUAGUUCUCUCUCUGGUCCAUCUGAAGUUGAAGCAAACAUGUCAAUAAAUUCAAACAACCCUAUGGUGCCAGAGAAGCAUCCUCAUAGUUUCCGCUUCUUUUCUUUGAAAGGGAAGAGCGGGAUAUAGGAUCCAGACGGCAAGGUAGGCGGUGUAACUGAGUUUUUAUGUUUUGUAAAUGAGGAUUUACUGAGCACACAAUACAAUUUGGCCAGUGUAGUGGAAUGGGGAGAAUGAAACAGCUCAUCUUAGCUGUUUCUGUUGAAAAAUGAGGGGACCUUUUGGGCAUCAAUUUUUGAAAUUCUAUGCCUUUGAAUUCCCAUGACGAAAUGUGCAUGGUAUUGGAAUCCCAAUUCCAAGAGACUAUCAUGAAGUACUGAUGGAGUUCUAGUUCAGAGAUUCAGGUACCGUGAAGUUUCUAGAGCUGCUUCAAUGGGUGCCUGGCUCCCUUCAAAUGGAAUGCUUUGAUAAGUGAUAUGAAGAGAUGGACAUAAUUAGCCAUCUUGGAUGAGCUUUCUUUUCUUUUAUGUAUGGUUUUAUUAGAACUUGCUGGGUGUAAUUUCCAUCCGCUCAAUUUUUGUUUUCUUCUACUCAAAUUUUGUUUUCUUAUAUCUAAUGUUAGAAUAUGUUGAGAAUUCUGUGAGUUUGUCCUGCAUUGAAAAAGUAGAAUGGUUGAGCCCAAAACUCAAUAAACUUAAGUUUUGUGAUCAA